Rotaria socialis is the source of this 1449-nucleotide messenger RNA. Lineage: Eukaryota; Metazoa; Rotifera; Eurotatoria; Philodinida; Philodinidae. The record is from the annotation of a GenBank genome assembly.
AUGGAAACAUCAGAACAAGAUCUUCUUGCUACGCAAAAGGCCCUCGAAGAAGAGGUGCAAAAUAAAGUCAAAGAAGCUGUUAUGGAUAAUUUUCUACGAGAAAAAUUAACACGUGAAGAAAAAUUUACGCAAAAUAAUACAUUUAAAUUAAAUACGCAAUGGCUGAUGGUAAUGAGAGCAGCAAAAUCAAAAGAAUUAAAAAAAGAAAUUGAAAUUUUAUCACAAACAUUCGGACGUAUUAUUGAUCGAAAAGAUACCGUCAUUAAAGCAUCAUCGAAAGAUAUUGAAGAAGCGGAAGAACAAUAUAAUAUGUCAUUACGAAGUUUUUUUGAAGCUAUUGAAAAAAUGAUUACAAUGCACACAUCAACCAUUGAAAAACUACUUGAACAAUAUGAAAAAGAUGUUGAACAGAUAAAAUAUGAAUUUCGUGAAGAACGUGCGAGAAUUAUUCGUGAUCAUGAUAUCUCAAAAACUGAAUUGCAGGAUAUUAUCUAUAAUAUGGAAAAAACGUUUUUUGAUGCAGAAAAAUUAGCUGAACGAAAUUUCGAAGAGAAUAUGGAAGAACUACGUAAUAAAUAUCGAGAAGAUCUACAACAAUAUCAAUUGAAUGUUGAAAGUCGUUCAACGUCAUUACAAAAUGAAAUGACAAGCAUAACAAAUAAUUAUAAAGAACGAACCAGAGAAAGUAAAGCACAAUAUCAAGAAUAUAAAAUGAAAGAUGAAAAAAAUUCUAAAGAAAUUCGUGAUGCAACAAUUUAUAUUAACAAGAUAACUGAAAAAAUUAAUGGCGUUAAAUCUCAAAUCGCAGCUCUCGAAGCCAAUCAUCAAGCAAGAAUGAAUAAAGUUGCACAGGAAAAAGAAAGCAUGAAACAGUAUUUACUUCAAUUAAAGUCUCAAUUAUUGGACAUGCAAGAUGAGUUACGUCGACGUUUAAUUAAACUUGCUACAGCAUGCGAUACAGUUGAAAAAAAACUUGAAAAACAUGUUAAAACAGCUGAAAUUAUUUUAAUAUUCUCUGAAAUGUGUCGAAAAUUAGAAGCUGAAGAAGAAAAAAUUCUACCAUUCUAUUCAUCAACAUUGUCUGAUGAAGAACGUGCUGAAGUUGAAACAGCAUUUUAUGAACCGCCAUUUGAAGAACUAGCAAAAGAUAUGUAUACAUUUGAUUCGCUUGAAAUGUUUUGGAAACGAUUUAGUAAAGUAUCAUUAGAUAAAUUAACUUUAGAAAAGGAACGAAGUAUUUUACAAUCAGAAAAUAUGCAAUUAAAAAUGUUAUUAAAACAAUAUCUUGAUGGUAUUUCAGUUAAUGAUGAAAUAAUGAGUCAAACAAAUCCAUUAAUGAUUUUAUCAUCGAGACGUGUACUGGAAAGUCAGUCUGCGGGAAAACAGUUAUCAAAUGCUCGACCAGUUAAAGUUAUUAUCGAAGCUCAACAUGUGAAAAGUGCCUUUUGA